AUGUCCGCUACGUACUGGCCUAACGGCCGUGCAUACUCGGCUGCACUUGCCUACGCCGUGGCGAUCUUCGGCUCCAUUCUCGUGAAUGUGCUGCCAUCGUCGGACAGGGUCGGGCUAUUAUUUUCGUACUGGAUUUCGAUCACGAUGAUCUCACCGUUUGUCGUUGUCCUGGCGUGGGUCGGGUCGCUUACAGCAGGACACACGAAGCGCGUAACGAUGAACGCCAUGGUCAUGGUCGGAUAUGCCCUUGGUAAUGCCGUCGGGCCGCAGUUUUGGCUGGCGAAAUAUCAUCCUCGCAACCAUGUCCCAUGGGCGAUCCUCACUGCAUGCUGGGCGACCUGUCUCGUACUGCUGCUGGUCACUCGAUGGGUACUCGUACGGGAGAACGCCCGGCGCGACGCGGAGCCUCGGGACCCGACGUAUGACGAGGUGUACAUGAUAGAUGAGAAGACGGGUGAGGAGAAGAAGGUCGAUAAGGCCUUCUUGGACCUGACAGAUAUUCAAAAUCGAGACUUUAGGUAUGUGCUAUAG
Messenger RNA from Fibroporia radiculosa, 531 nucleotides. RefSeq lists its product as uncharacterized. The transcript has 4 exons. Bases 1 to 531 code for a protein of 176 amino acids. NCBI's taxonomy places the organism in Eukaryota, Fungi, Basidiomycota, Agaricomycetes, Polyporales, Fibroporiaceae. The record is from RefSeq and is a predicted model, not a curated record. Gene Ontology annotation, cellular component: membrane. Gene Ontology annotation, molecular function: transmembrane transporter activity.